AUGGAUACUUUAAUCCCCACAAAGGACCUUCUCAAGCAAUUACAAGAUGCCGGAGUUGCAUAUGAAGAGAACAAGGAUGGCGCGCGUGAGAGGCUGAUGAGCCUCUGCUAUACUCUGAUUGCUUCGUUGGAGUCACCCGGCGAAUCACUCCAGCGAAUGGGUUGGGCCGAACCUGCUAGGAAUGCUGAUUGCCGAGUCGCAGUUGACCUCAAGCUGUUCGAACUGAUGAGGGAGGAUGAGGAGAUUGGUGUGCAGGGGGUCACUGUUAAAGAGCUUGCAGGAAAGGCCGGAGCUGAUGAAGUUCUCAUUUGUGAGAUGACUACCAUUGCUUCCUAUGAUAUGGCCUGGCUGACGAUCAGACUGGUCGAGCGGUUCGACCCAUCCAAAGGCGACGGCGUCCUCUUAGUUGCCAUGGGAAAUGCUCGUGGCAACGAUGGAUUUCUUCGAAAGGUCCGUGAAUUAUUCCGCGGCCACCGCGGCAGACUCAUCUUACAAGCAACUGAAGAGGUUUUCAUUCAAGUUCUUUUAUCCGGCUACGUUGGUAUCUUCCAGACCAUGCCUCAUGAUAUUUCCGAUCCACAGCCUGUCCAAAAGGCCAGGGCAUACUACCUGCGUACAGCCCUGCGAGGAAAGAGUGAGCAAGUAUGCGUCAACAUUCUUGAGCAGUUGAAGCCGGCCAUUGAGCCUGGGUACUCGGUUGUGCUGCUAAACGAGGUUAUCGUUUCUUCCCAGCACGCGCCCUGGCGAGUCACAUCCGUGGAUCGUGUAACAGGCGUGACAUUCGCAAAGAAGGAGCGGACGGAAGAAGAGAUGGCCAGGAUCAUCGAAAAGGCGGGCUUCAAGAUACGGAAAACGCAUCGCUAUCCAAUGGCGUGUUCGAUCCUGAUCGAAAUUAUCCUUGACUCGGAACCUUUGAUCGAGGACGGAUCCGAAGACGAUGGUGCAAUGGAAACUGCAAUAGACCCAGACCCUGGUAUUGAUGCCGAUGUGGAUAUGGAAGAUUGCAUUGUAGUCGCUACAGACUAA
Messenger RNA from Diaporthe amygdali, 1026 nucleotides. RefSeq lists its product as uncharacterized. The coding region runs from base 1 to 1026 and encodes 341 amino acids. The transcript is spliced from 3 exons. The record is from RefSeq and is a predicted model, not a curated record. Gene Ontology annotation, molecular function: O-methyltransferase activity. NCBI's taxonomy places the organism in Eukaryota, Fungi, Ascomycota, Sordariomycetes, Diaporthales, Diaporthaceae.